This is a messenger RNA of Ceratitis capitata (Mediterranean fruit fly), 1803 nucleotides long. Its product is annotated as protein rogdi. The transcript is spliced from 6 exons. The record is from RefSeq and is a predicted model, not a curated record. Gene Ontology annotation, cellular component: RAVE complex. The coding region runs from base 64 to 828 and encodes 254 amino acids. NCBI's taxonomy places the organism in Eukaryota, Metazoa, Arthropoda, Insecta, Diptera, Tephritidae.
AUACUUUUUUUGGAUUUUCGUUUCCUAUGCUAUCAGCUGUCAAACGUCAACCGCACACAAACAAUGGAAGACACCGAAGUCGAGGAAGUUAAAAAUCUUCAAAUCGAAUUUGAGUGGGUUAUGCGUGAUGAAGUACACGCAAUACUCAAGAAGUUGCGGGAGAUUUUGGUGGAAUGUGCACGACGGUUUCCGGUUCCAUGCUUUCCGGACAAUGAGGGUAAACGCACUGAAAAGUUUGUUUUAAUGGCUGCACAGGAUCAGUUAAAGUGUUCCGUUACGCUCACUGGCGAUAGCAUUACUCAAGCUGAUAUUAGCUAUAAACUAAAACGCACAUCCAGCCAAGUGCAACGUACGUCCAUCACCCCGGAUGCACCAUGGAAACUACAACAAGUGCAAGAUGCAGCAAAUCACUUACAACAGGCUAUUAAUCAUAUUGAUAAUGUUGAUGGCAAUUACGCUUUCAAAUCUCGCGAAGAGGUGCUGCAAAUCAUUGGUGAAUUAAUCGGCGCUUUACAGCGUGGUCGUACUAGUCUGAUUAUACCAAAGAAGAAAGCAAUAGAUGAACUUAUGAAAGGUCGAAAUAUGAAAUCGCUAACACCUAAUCUACCAGAAGAUCAAGCAAUAUCUUUCUUUUUACAAUGCCACAAACUCAUCAUAGCUGUUUAUCAAUUGCUAAAUGUACAGGGUACUAUGAAAAUGGAAGCCACACAAGCUGAAUGCUCAGUCGGAUGGCUAAAUGAGGUGCUUGUAUUAUUUACCGUGGGCUUAACGCUGUGCCAACAGCUGAAGGAUAAAAUAAAUGCAUUUAAAAUGGACGUAUCGAGUUAGUAAAUUGCAUGCUAUCAUCAAAAAAAAAUAUUUUUUUUUGUUGAACGUGAGUUAAUACUAUGUAUAUAAUAUACAUACAUAUAUACAUACUUACUACAUAUGCCAAAGUCAACUUAUACAAUGUGCGGGUAUGUACUAAUAUAUUACUAAGUACAUAUAAAAAAAAAUAUACUAUACAUUUCUAAGUAAUAUCUUACAACAUGCAUGUAAUAAAUAUUGCACUAACGGUGUAGUUACAAAAACAUACAUACAUAUCUACAAAAAAAAGCAAGAAAUGUGCCACUAGCAUUUACUGUGUCGGUAAGAUUGUAUGUUAUACUUAAAUAGGCGUCGUACCAUUAAAGGUAAGAUGGCAAUUCGAAAGUAAAAAAUUCUUUGAUCUCUAUCGGUUAUACUUAAGUCAAAUUAUCGGUUGAAAAGAAAAAGAUAUUAGGAAAAUCAUUAAAAAAAAAUCAGAUCUGAAAAAGUGAAAAUUAUUAUAUUCAUUUUUAUACCAAUAUACAUACAUACAACAUAUGAUUGAAAAAAUAGUAUUUAAAAGCAAAGUAACCACCCAAGGUUGUAACCUUUCUGACCUUUCGAUUAUAAGCAUCUGCUUUAAUUUCUCAUCAAGGCGAAUAUACAUAUGUGUACAAUUAGUAGAACUUCGGUUUUCAGACAUUUUUCAUAUAGAUACAUACAUAUGUAUGUAUGCAUAAAUUAUAUAAAACAGUUGCAUAACAUGAACACCUUACAAAUGAUUUCUCUUUAUGAAAUUAUGAUAUAAUUUACAAAUUUUUAUAAAGGGUUUCGGGAUUUCGAAAAAAAAUUGGUAAAAUAUUUAAUUUUUCUUAGCGGAAGUUUUAAAGCUCAAUAUUAAAUACAUUUAUCAUAAUUUGUAUAAUUGACAAAAACAGUUUUAGUGACUUUUUAAAUAACUCUAAUUAAAUUUUUUUUAAAUAAGUGCUGGUUUGGUGCUUAAGUUUGUUUGUAAAU